This is a messenger RNA of Phyllopteryx taeniolatus (common seadragon), 4184 nucleotides long. RefSeq names its product relaxin-3 receptor 1-like. The transcript is spliced from 2 exons. Gene Ontology annotation, molecular function: G protein-coupled receptor activity. Gene Ontology annotation, biological process: G protein-coupled receptor signaling pathway; immune response. The coding region runs from base 594 to 1784 and encodes 396 amino acids. Lineage: Eukaryota; Metazoa; Chordata; Actinopteri; Syngnathiformes; Syngnathidae. The record is from RefSeq and is a predicted model, not a curated record. Gene Ontology annotation, cellular component: membrane.
AAAUAGUGAUACAUUUUUAAUUAAUGGAGUAAUGUAAAUCAAUCCCUAACGUGGAAUAAUGCUAUUUUACCAAAACUGUGUAAAAAAUGUCAAUUUUUCAUGUAAAUAAAAGCAUAGAAUUGUGCAACUCAAGUUGGAACGAAGCGGCACGGUAGCCGACUGGUUAGAGCGUCUGCCUCACAGUUCUGAGGACCGGGGUUCAAUCUCCACCUGUGUGGAUGUUCUCCCCGUGCCUGCGUGGGUUUUCUCCGGGAACUCCGGUUUCCUCCCACAUCCCAAAAAUUCCCAGCAUAUUUUAACUUAUUGAGACACACCUGUAUCUACGAUUGCCCUUCCAUCAUAGUGAGCGGAGUGGUCAUACUGGGUCAUUUCCAAUGAGGAAAAGGAUGGGUGGAGCGUCAACGUAGUGCUAAUCGCAUUUUGUCGUCCUCCGUCUCGGAGAUAAGUUCCACGGUGUGCACUGCAGGAGAACACUUUCGAGGGGGAGGAAGAAAACACAAUCUGGAUCAUUUGCAACUGACGACUGUCAUCAUCUUGCAGGCGGCCGCCCUGCAUCGGUAACCUGGAUCUUGCCCAACAGCGAGCACAAGCGAAUGGAGCUUUUCCAAAACUUCCUGAACGGCUGUGGCAUGGAUCUAUCGUGCAACUCCUCGCAUCUGCUGCUGCAUAACAUCAGCUCUUACACGGGAGGCCUGGAGCUGGCGGGGGACGGGUCGCCAUGGUUGCGAAUCAUCAUCUCGGUGGUAUACUUUGCAGUGGCCACAGCCGGCGUAGUGGGCAACCUUCUGGUGUUGUUCCUGCUCUACUCCACGCGCACCAUCACCACCGGCACCAUCAAUUUCUUCGUCUUCAACCUGGCUCUGGCGCACCUCCUGUUCUCCUUAGCGUUGCCCUUCUGGGCGAUGGACAUUGCGCUGGACUACAACUGGCCCUUCGGCUUGGCCAUGUGCAAAGCCGUAUCGCUGCUCACUGGCCUCAAUGUGUUCGCCAGCUGCUUCUUCCUGACCGCCAUGAGCUUGACGCGCUACUGCUUUGUGGCCACCGCGCUUAAGCCCAGGGCGUCACCGUGCGGCCGGCCUUGCACCUCCCCAGUGGUCACGGCCAUCAUAUGGGCGGCGGCCCUGGUGGCUGCGACGCCCCGGGCCCUGUUCGGCGACUUGCGCCGCGUGGGAAGCGGUAAUGAUACAGCAUGCCUGCUCCGGUUCCCGGACGGCACCGCCUGGCUGGGGAUAAACCAGCUCCUGCGCGUGGUUCUUGGAUUCCUGCUCCCGUACGCCACCAUUAUCCUGUCGUACCUGCUCUUGCUCCGCUUCCUCUGCCGCCACAAGCUGAAGGGCGGCAACUCCCGGCGGAAGGCUGACAUCUCCAAGUCUGUGGCAGUGGUGGUGUUGUCCUUCUGCGUCUGCUGGUUCCCAUACAACAUCCUCACGCUCUGGAGCGUCAUGAUCCAACUGGACAUAGUUGACAUCAGCCCCUCCUUCUAUGGCGCACAGACCUACUUCUUCCCGUUGGCUAACUGCCUGGCCUUCACCAGUAGCUGCUUCAACCCGGUCAUCUACUGCCUGGUGCGCAAGGAGUACCGAACGGCCCUGCACAAUGUCUUCUUCAAGUUAAGCCUGGCCAUCAUGUCCAAGAUGCCUUACGCCGUCAACACUGACGAGGGCUCGGAACAAGCGGACCAGCUGGCCAUCCCCCUGAGCAACAUGCCCAGUCAGACAAGCCAAUCAGACUCGAGGUCAUACGCACCCCUGUCAACAUUACCAACAGUGGUCUCCACUUUAUAGAGAUACAAUUCAACCUUACGACUAAAGUGGAACCUUCAAAUUCAACCACGCACAGUCCUGUCAUGUUCAAAAUAGAAUUUCCCUAUGAAAUCAAUUAUAUCUGGAAUCCAAUCUGAAUUGGCGGCAUGUGGAGUCGUGGUUAGGACGUCUGCCUCACAGUUUUGAGGCUCUGCAUUCAAAUUCACUACAGAGUACCGAGCGACCCUGUACGUCUUCUUCGGGUUGAGUUUGGGUGUCAUGAACAAGAUGUCCUACGUCGUCAACUCCAAUGAGAGCCAGUUGGUUAUCCCCCUUAGCAACAUGCCUAGUCAGACAAGCCAAUAAGACUUAAUUGGCAACACUCCCAACAGUGGUCUCCACCUAGGUACACAAUUACUUUAAAGUGGAAACUCCAUGGUCAACCACAAUCUGGCCCGUGAUGGCGAUCAUUCUCCGAUUUGGUUAACUUUCAUCAGAAUUUCAGAAUUUCCUCAUUAAGAUCAAUUUUAUUAGGCAUCCAAUCCAAACAGGCAGCACAGGCUAGCACAGACAGAGUUCUGGGGUUCGAAUCCAGGAAAUAGCUUCAACUUAUCCACAAUCCAAAUCAGGGUAAGCGAAUGGAUCCAUUCCAAACAUAAAACUCUUCCUGUUGAUUGCAAGUGACAAGCAAGCCAGCACAAGAAGCAACGUAGUGGUCUACAUCUUUACUUCAUCCUCCUCCUUCUAAAUCAAAGUCAGAAUUCAAGAAUUUCUCUAUUGAGAUCGAUUCUAUUUGGUAUCCAGUCCAAACAGGUAGCACAGCGUGUUAGUGGUUAGCAUGUCGGUGUUGCGGUCCUGAGUUUCUUUGCUUGAAUCAAGGAAAUGGGGAUGACAACGACAACAAGCCGUCUGGAAAAUGGCUAGUGGCUAGCACGGGAAGCUAAUGUAUAUGCUCAUAUUAGAAUUUCCCCACUGAGAUGAAUUAUAUUGGAGACAUUGCAGUUGUGAGGUUCUGGGUUCAAAUCCAGGAAAUGGCUCCAACUCAAUCACGACUUCAAUGAGGAUAAGCGGAUGGAUCCAUUUCAAACAGCAAGCGAGCUCGCAAGAGAAGCUAACGUACCAACUACAUCUUUGCUCAUUGUUACUUCUUGUCAAACGUAUGACAACGGUCAUAGACAUUCCAAAUUAGAAUUCUUUGUUCACAAAAAGCAUUUUGGGAUGACAGGCCUAUCAAACCAACAGAGAGGAAAAUUGGCAUCUCUACCCGUCCUUUCUCUGCUGUGUGGGGCAGCAGAGCCCUCUGCCCCAAACUAACACGAAAAAGACAUUUGUGAGUGAGACUGGUGUACGUCAGUGUUUUUUUGUUUUAUUUGGGGGGGGUUACUCUGCCUAUAGGAAAAGGUUGUGCAACAAAUGGAUGAAAUGUUCAAAUGUGACUACGAAAAUGUCAAAAUUGCCAUCUCUCGCCACCUUUUCUUCGCCGCGUGGGGUAGCGGUGCCUUCUGCCCGUAUAGAGGACAAAACAAAACUGUGAGCCAAACUUUUCUCACAUCCUUCUAUCAGGAAAAAAGUGUCACAAAAAGCCAGCAAGUGUUAAAAGUUGAUCCUUUGAUUAUGUGAGGAGGGCUGACAUCGGAGGUUCCACUGUAAUAGCCCAGACAGGUAAAAACUACUGUAUAAUAAGUACAUACACUUAUCAGUUUGAAGAUUAAAUAUCUUGUCUUUGUAGUGUAUUCAAUUCAAUAUAGGUUGAACAUGAUUAGCAAAUCAUUGUAUUCUGUUUUUAUUUAUGUUUAACACAACGUCCCAACUUCAUUGGAAUUGGGGUUGUAUUACGAUGUCCCAUCUAUGCCUCUUCUGUUUUUUGCACCUAUUAAUAUUCAAGUUAUCAGCAGGGUUUCUUGACAUACAGUAUACUGUACAUCAGAGCAUUUUACUCCAAGACCCCCCAGACUUUACCUGCAACCCAUUUUGUGCCUCAACCCACCAUUUGGGAAAUCCUACAUUGAACUGUAAAAAUGUUCUGAAAAUGUGAUUUUCAAUUUGUUGGCACUACAUUUAAUGAAUAAUAAUAAUAAAAAAAAUUCUCGAUAUUCACUUUGACUGUAUUUUGCGCUUCAGAGAAAACAUACUGAUUUUAAAGUAAUUUACUUCUCUGGUGUAAUUAUGUUAUGCACACAAUGGUGACUUUGAGAAGGAUGAUCAAAAUGCUGCCUUGCAUUGAUGUAUAUUAUACAUUAUGCAGUUAAACAUCAAAUUUAGACAGACAGAUACUUUAUUAGAUUACAUGUCAUACUUCCACAUCAUGAUAUUAUAUAGGUAUAAUUAAAAAAAAACAGCAUUAAACAGUAUGUAUAAUGAGAAUGUAUAAUAUUAAAAAUGUGCUUCGAACGAGCCACAUGGUGGUGGUGUUGUUCCUUUUUUCGUCCAUCUUUUAAUCCU